UUUAUCGAAUCAAUUGCUUAAUUGAUUGUAUGAGCUAUUGAUUACUGUGAAUUGUAUGAUCAAUUCUGUUGGUUAUUGCUCUAAUUGAGAAAGACAUUCUGUGUUUUGAAUUCUCCAUCUGUUUUUUUUUAAACUGAUAAGUCAAUUCUAUAUAUAUUUUGGUGUUAUAAAAGAUUCUUAAUGAGUUUUUUUAUGCAUUAUUACUGCAUCAUGAAAGCAUUAUUACUGCAUUCUCCUCUGAAUGUCGCAGCCGACUACGAGAUAAAAGGCUUUCAGUAUUUCUCAUUUAUCAUACUUGAAAUGAGGCCCUAUUCACUAAAUAUCCUAACAGAAAUGCCCCUAAAUGAGUUUCAAUCCUAUGCUUCUAAAUGGGUUCAAUUGAGAAAUAUCAAGCUUCCUGUAUUUUUCACUAAAUAGGCACUCAGGUUCUGUAUUAUUUUGGUGAGCCAGUCAUUUGAAAGAUUUUGCCAAGAAACAUCUGCAAAUAUGUCAAUUUGUGUUUUGUGAUACUGGUGUUGCACCUUUGAUAAUAAUGAUCAUGAUAGUUUUGUAUUUUAGUUCAAUUCUGUACAAUAAUGUGAUCUAGAUGCUUGUAAAUUAAAUUUGUGUAAUUUUAAUAUCUGUGCAAUAGAUAACAAUUUCUCCCAGCUUUUGAUUUAGUCCCUUCUACUUCUUUAUUGUAAGAAAUUGUUGAAAAUCAAAUUCCACUCAAAACUUGCUUUUGAUGUUAUUGUCUUUCAUUUCAUUUUUAUGUGGAUUGCUUCAUUGAUUCUCAAGAGCUUAUUUACGUGGAUGUGGUUUGGGUUUUCAGGAUUCUCCUACUGAAACCCUCUUUCGGAAAAAUGAAGAUACUGCUUUGAGGAUUGGCGAUUUCUGCAUUACCUGACGGGGUGUUACACAUAUAGCCAACUAAAAGGCAAGCUUCAGCGCAAGAUAUCAGAAGUAAACUUCCGAGCCGGGAAGAUCAGGGCAUCCUUGAAAGGAGACAUGAGCAUUUCACCUCCUCCUCCGAAUUCGAAGUCAAUGAAUAAGCCAACUGAGAGGGGGGUGAAGGAUCUUCCCAAGCGACGACGAUGGAGUUGGAUGAUCAGGGGUCUCACCAUGCUUCCCCAGCGGACUCACGCCAUAUUGAGCUUUUGGAAGCUGAAGGCUAUGGGAAGCAGGGAAAACGACCUCGCAUUGAGGAAGGGAGUAAGGCCGAGGACCCCAAGCCACCAUUGUUUCGCGAGCCUUUCUUAACUUUGACUAAGUCGGGGCGUAAAUCUAUGGUGAAGGAUCUCAUGCCCCGCUUCUCUUCGCCGGGAGACUUUCAGGCUUUGAGGAGAGACCCGUCCAAGUUUGUCUCCUCUGCUUUUGAUAGUAUCUUGAAGGUCGGCGUGACUUUGAGCGUGCUGGCCGAGGAGUACAAGAGGUGUGCCGUGCAGGACAUGGAGGGACUGCGGGUAGAGUUAUCAGAGGCUCGGACUCAGAUUCAUGAUCUGAAACUGGAGCUCAGCUCGGCCAAGGAUGCACUGGAAAAGGCCAAGCAAGACCUUACUGACGCCCAGGAGGCUAAGAAGACUAGCAUCCAGGCGGUUGAGACUAAAGUUGCUGAGGCCAAGGAGGAGAAGAAAAAGAUGACCGAGAUGCUUAAGAAGAAGGAAAAUGAGCUGACAGACCUGAAGAAAGAGUUGACUCAGGCUCGGAAAAGAGCGGAGCAGUCCCAGGAGGAGGUGAUUGUUGAAUGGAAGAAGUCUCCCGCCUUUGUUGAUUUUCAGAAUGAGCUGGGAUAUGAGGCCUUCGAGGCGGGGAUUGCAGAUGCUCUGGCCCACAUGGAAAUGACUUUUGCUGCCCUUGGUCUACAAGAAUAUUAUCCCAAGGUGCGGGAGAAGGUUAGGGAUCUCCUCGCCGCGACUGAGGCGGAGGAACGGAGGAAGAUCUUGGCUGACAUGAACCAGCAGGGCGGGAUCGAUGGAUAGCUUCUCUAGCUUGGCCUUUUGCAUUAGAUUUUGUUGAUGUUUCUUAGGAUGCAUUAAACUUGUGGCACUUUGUCUUUGUUUCAAUGAACUUUUAACUUAUCUUUUGAUGUAAUGAAACUGCAUAUCCUCCUUUGGCUUGGUUUUAUUGACGUAACGGAGUUGCAUGUCUCCUUUUGACUUC
Chenopodium quinoa (quinoa) is the source of this 2139-nucleotide messenger RNA. RefSeq lists its product as uncharacterized. Lineage: Eukaryota; Viridiplantae; Streptophyta; Magnoliopsida; Caryophyllales; Amaranthaceae. The transcript has 4 exons. Bases 1074 to 1958 code for a protein of 294 amino acids. The record is from RefSeq and is a predicted model, not a curated record.